GAGAGCGACAGAGAGAGAGAGCAUCAAGUCACCAGAAGAGGAUCCACCAUCCACACACUGUAAGGUACAAUUGCCACAAGGAGACUAUAUUCCUCUAAAAUAAUGGAUGGGACAAAGCCGGCCAUGGAGUCCAACGCGGAGGAGACUCAGGACGAGGGGCAGGAGAGCAAAGGAUGCUUCGAGUGCUGCAUCAAGUGUCUGGGCGGGGUGCCCUACGCGUCGCUCGUGGCCACCAUACUGUGCUUCUCGGGUGUGGCCCUGUUCUGCGGCUGCGGCCACGUGGCGCUGACCAGCACCCUGACCAUGCUGGAGAACCACUUCUCCACGGUGACCAGCGACCACGCCACCCUAACCUUGGUUAUCCAGAUCUUUCAGUACAUCAUCUACGGUAUCGCCUCCUUCUUCUUUGUCUACGCCAUCAUCCUGUUGGCUGAGGGAUUUUACACCACCAGCGCCAUCAAGAAGGAGCUGCAGAGCGACUUCAAGACCACCGUCUGCGGGCGCUGCAUCACCGCCUUCUUCAUGUUCCUGACCUACAUCCUAGCUCUAAUCUUCCUCGCCAUCUUCGGCUUCACGGCGAUUCCCGUUUUCAUCUUCUUCAACAUGUGGAAUACCUGCGCUGCCCUGAAGUCUCCUGAUUCCAACCUUACCUCACCUGGGUCAGUCUGUGUGGACGUCAGGCAGUACGGUAUUAUUCCCUGGAACGCCACGCCGGGAAUAGCUUGUGGAUCUACUCUGGGAGAGAUCUGUAACACCAGCGAGUUCUACCUGUCCUACCAUCUGUACAUCGUCGCAUUAGCUGGUGCUGGAGCCACCGUCAUCGCAUUGAUCCACUACCUGAUGAUUCUGGCAGCUAACUGGGCUUAUCUGAAGAGCGCCGUCACCACACACGAGUACCAGGACAUCAAGACCAAGGACGACCAGGACCUGGAGGCUGAGGCGCGCUCUAAGGAGGGCCAGAACUCCUCCUCCUACUCAUAAGGACAGGAGAUUCUCUUCCGCCACCACCCAUCUCCUCUCCACCUCAGCUCCCACCCCACCACACCCAGCACCCACCCCCUCCCUCUGUUAAAAGAAAAGCUCGGCCAUGUUCAGCCCCCACCUCCUGAUUCUCCAUCCUCUUCUCCUCCGUGAUGUUUGUUAAGAGUUGUGGGUGCGCGCUCACACCAGAGGGGCAGAGAAUAGAGGUUCAGGAGAAGCUGCAGGCCCAGACGGAGGCAGAUGCUUCGAAACGAGUGAGCUCGCCCGUCGGGGUUGAGCUCAGGUAUGGUACAUCAUUUCAGAAGUGUCUCCUACCCCGUGCUUUUGGGCGGCGGUUCACGAACGUGGCCCGGCUGUGAUGGCCUCGCGCCCUGAGCCAGCACAGCCUCUCAAUACACAGCUCCUAACAGCCUAAAAAACAUUGUUCACUGUCUGUUUCAGCCACAGGGAAGCCAGGCAGCGACCAACUUCCUCUGUUUUUUUGGUGUUUUAUAUGCAUAUAUAUAUGAAUAUGAAUAUAUUGUGCGAAUGUGUAUGAAUGUUGUUGUUUUUUUAAUACGCUCUGAAAAGUAUGCCAGGUACUAUUAUGAUCUAUCUUCUUUGUUUUUGCGCUCAUAUUUUUCUUUCCUUUACUUUUCUCUCCAUCUUUAACUUUUUAUUGCUAAUACUAAAUACAAUUGUUGCACUAUUGAAGAAACAAAAACAUAAGGGGAAGCGAAAAUCCCCUCGCUUAAAGAAAACCCUAAAAGUCUCGAGGAAUAUUGUGCAUUUCAUGAUCACAGCUUAUUCAUUCACCGAUAUAUUAAGUUACCUUCUGAUCAGAGGUGUAGCAAAGGUUUUUAAAAGAAAAAACAUACACUCAGCUUGUAGUUUUAACACUUUUUCUUUUAAAUUGAACAAAAAUGUGAUUAAUUAAGGAGCUUAACUGAGAGCCAGGCUGUUUAAGUGUUUAGGCUGAACAGCUGCCGCUGAUAUUUCCUGCUCCAACAUGAGAUCAGUCUCAUUCUUGUCUACUGUAAGUCUUGGGAAAAUAAAAAAAUAUAUAAUUGAAGCAGUUUCCCAAAUGCAAGCCGUUCUUUUAAAAGCCUUCAUAAUUAUUGCUACACUCACCACCAGCGUCAGCAGAAUUCUUCUUACACAAAUAGACACACACCUCAGGUAACAAACCAAUCAGAUUUUUAUCCUUUUAUCCUGCACUUUUUCCAAGUGCUCGCCAUUUUAACACUACCAUCCCUGGAUUGGUACGCUGUCCUGUGUGAAUUGAACUAAAAUUCCUCGUUUUUUGAAGUUCACCUGUAAAUAGCUGAAUUGCCCUGAAACAUCUGGAUUCAUGUCUCUCCCAAAACAGGAGGAACACAAUCAGUGGUUUGCCAUGUUCUUCUAUUAUUUUUUUCCACAAAUAUUUGUAAAUGUACCCUUUGAAUUAUGUGUUUAGCACUCAAAUACUAGUUCUGCAUUUGAUAUAAUAAUUGUAACGUAACAUCUUAAAUGCUAUGUUGUGAGAGGGAUACCGUGAUAUGACAUGAUGGGUGGAGGUGCUUGUGAUGUAAACAUUUAAAACAUGAAAAAAAGGAAAUAGAUUUUUAAUGUUUUAUCAGUUUUAGGCAGCUGAAUUCUUCUUGUGAUUCAGUAAUAAUGAUUUAAUGGAACUGUCUGAGCUUAUUUUUCAAUGACUGUCCAAGUGAGUGACCUAUCAACACGUGAGUUGAGGAAAAGUCACUUUUUUUCUUUAUUUUUGAUUACAUUUUUUGAACGUCAUGCCUCAUAUGAGCCACAGAGACUGUUUUGGAUGUUUACACUCUGAAUAAAACAAGUCAGGAAUUUUCAUACAUUCAUUUUAUAAUCAGAUAUUGUUUAGUAAUCUUAAAAUAUCUUCUAUAUUAUCAUCACUGGUAAGUUUACCCUCAAAAAAACAUAUAAGAAGACACAUUUUUGACCUUUGAUGAGAUGAAGCAUGUCAGUAUUGUCCAUGUGUGCAGCUGUCUAUUCUGUAUAAAAAAGGACUAUAUUGCCAUGUGUGUUAUGUUUGAUAAAUAUACGUGCUUUGCCGCCAGAUUGAUGUAAAGGCAAACUUCAAUUUCCUAUAAGACGAUGCGUGUCAGGGUGUUGUUGUUUCCUUGUUAUUUGCAUGAAGGAGACAUGACUGUGUCUUCGCAGUUUUUCAGGUGAUGUGUAGUCAAUUGUACUGACAACUAUGGUAGGCGGUGUUUGCCCCCUCCUUCUCCACACCUCCCCUCCCCACUUUUUUUCUAAAGAAAACUCCAUUGUACUUUGAUGGCAUUGUAGUCCCUGUAGGUGUUUCAUUAUGGUUUUUCUUUUUUAAGUUGGAAAUAGUUCUAUGACUCCUAUAUAGUGAUGAUUUUUGUAACCUUCUCUAGUAAAACCGAUAUUUUUUAUUAUCGUGA
Messenger RNA from Betta splendens (Siamese fighting fish), 3386 nucleotides. RefSeq names its product neuronal membrane glycoprotein M6-b-like. The transcript has 7 exons. Gene Ontology annotation, molecular function: structural constituent of myelin sheath. The coding region runs from base 103 to 981 and encodes 292 amino acids. NCBI's taxonomy places the organism in Eukaryota, Metazoa, Chordata, Actinopteri, Anabantiformes, Osphronemidae. Gene Ontology annotation, biological process: axon development; central nervous system myelination. Gene Ontology annotation, cellular component: myelin sheath; plasma membrane. The record is from RefSeq and is a predicted model, not a curated record.